AUGGCACUGAAUGAGCAGGGGGAAUAUACCUAUAGAUACAAAGACCUCUCUCAUCCUAUAGAGUUUUUGGAUGCCUUUAGGACGUUCUAUCUUGAAGGGUUAUUCACUGAUAUUACCCUUCAGUGUGCACCGGGUGUGCUGUUCCAUUGCCAUAAAGCUGUACUAGCUGCUUGUAGCAACUAUUUCAAAGCCAUGUUUACUUCUGACAUGAAAGAAAAGUCAAAGGAUCAGAUUCAUCUUUCUUUGUUCAGUCCUACAAUACUGGAAUCCCUGGUGAUGUACACGUACACAUCAGAGAUCCAGAUAACAAAACAAAAUGUUCAAAGCCUCCUUCAAGCUGCUGAUCAUCUUCAGUUUACUUCCGUCAAAAAAGCCUGUGAGCAGUUUCUCAUCAGACAUUUAGACCUUGACAACUGUUUAGGGAUGCAUGCCUUUGCAGAAUUCCAUGUCUGUUCCGAGCUGGAGAAGGAAUCCAGAAGGAUAAUUUUGUCCAGAUUUGAAGAAGUAUGGAGACGGGAAGAAUUUCUAGAGAUUAGCAAGGAGAAACUCCAGUUCAUUCUCUCCAGAAAGAAUCUUGAUAUAUGGAAAGAAGAAGCAAUGAUAGAGCCCAUUGCCAAGUGGAUUGCCUAUGAGGUGGACAGCAGGAUUGAACAUAUUUAUGAUCUGUUGAGGUGCCUUGAAAUUGAUUUAGAUGAAAUGUACUUGAAGUCAGCCCUCAGCUUAUACAAGACAUGCCAGUUAAAGGAAAAUAAAAUCAGAUCUCUAAUACGUAGUGUAUUGGGCCCCAAGCCAAGAGCAGUUACAAAAAGAUCUACCACUAUUAUGUAUGUGAUUGGGGGCUAUUACUGGCACCCUUUGUCUGAAGUCCACAUAUGGGACUCAGUAAACAACAUUUGGGUCCAGGGAACAGAUAUGCCAGAUCACACACGAGAAAGUUAUGCAGUCACAAGCCUGGGACCCAAUAUUUACGUGACUGGAGGUUACAGAACAGACAAUAUAGAAGCCCUUGAUUUAAUGUGGAUAUACAAUUUUGAAACCGAUGAAUGGAUUGAAGGCCAACCCAUGCUUAAUGCAAAAUACUACCACUGUGCAGUAACCUUAAGUGGCUGUAUCUAUACUCUGGGAGGUUAUCGAAAAGGGGCUCCGGCUGAAGAAGCGGAAUUCUAUGAUCCUUUAAGAAAGAAAUGGUUCCCAAUUGCAAACAUGAUUAAAGGUGUUGGAAAUGCCACUGCCUGCGUCCUGAAUGAAGUCAUCUAUGUCACCGGAGGCCAUUAUGGUUAUCGGGGAAGCUGCACUUAUGAUAAAAUUCAAACAUAUAAUUCAGAUAUUAAUGAAUGGAGCAUAAUCACCACAAGUUCUUACCCAGAGUAUGGAUUAUGUUCCAUUGCAUUGGAAAACAAAUUGUAUCUUGUGGGCGGUCAGACGACAAUCACAGAUUGUUACGAUCCUGAGCAAAAUGUGUGGACUCAAAAGGCUGAUAUGAUAGAAAGAAGGAUGGAAGGCAGUGCAGUCGCCAUGAAUGGAUGUAUCUAUGUGACAGGAGGCUAUUCCUCUUCCAGAGGUUCUUACCUGCAGAACAUUGAGAAAUAUGAUCCUGAAAGUAAUAAAUGGGAAAUUGUGGGGAAUCUUCCUAGUGCUAUGCGUUCCCAUGGUUGUGUAUGCAUAUACACCCUGUAUGAUGAAGCAAAUGUCACUUCUGUGACUGUAACUACAACAUGA
Molecule: messenger RNA, 1719 nt
Organism: Thamnophis sirtalis
Lineage: Eukaryota; Metazoa; Chordata; Lepidosauria; Squamata; Natricidae
Gene: KLHL23
Product: kelch like family member 23
Molecular function (GO): protein binding
Source: RefSeq, a predicted model, not a curated record